Opisthorchis viverrini is the source of this 990-nucleotide messenger RNA. RefSeq lists its product as hypothetical. The record is from RefSeq and is a predicted model, not a curated record. Gene Ontology annotation, molecular function: protein binding. Gene Ontology annotation, cellular component: BAT3 complex; cytosol. NCBI's taxonomy places the organism in Eukaryota, Metazoa, Platyhelminthes, Trematoda, Opisthorchiida, Opisthorchiidae. The transcript has a single exon. Gene Ontology annotation, biological process: protein insertion into ER membrane. The annotation marks the transcript as partial.
AUGACUGCUGUUGGCUGUAAGUUAACAAAAUUACAACAGCGUCUCCAAUCGGCCAUAGAGGAGAGACGUUUCUAUGAAGCGCAUCAGAUCUACAAAACUGUUUACUUUCGUUGUAUCACUCGUCGAAACUAUGUUGAGGCUCUGAAGUACCUCUACUCUGGUGCAGAUUUUUUGCUGACAAAUAAACAAUGGGAGAGCGGUAUAGAGCUCGCCUCCAUGAUACUGGAAGUAUAUACGAAGAGCAAGAUGGAGCUGACAGAAGUCCAUUUAAAUCAAAUGUGUGAUUUACUUAGGAAAAUGAACCCCAGCGAAGACCGGUCCAAUUUUAUUCAGAAAGCGACCGGACUACUUAAUAACCAUAAGUCUCUUUUGUGUGGUUUUAAUGAACAACUUGCGCGCAUUUUCUGGCAGGAGGGUUCUUUCACUGAGGCACGUUUUCGAAUCAUGUUAUCCUUCAACGGCCAUGCUGUCGGAUCGUUUCUAAUUGCGCUCCACCAGCGUUAUGGCCUGCGUUCCGAGAUUGACCUGUUCAUCACUCAAGCCGUCCUGCAGUUUCUAUGUAUGCGACAGGCCCCAGCAGCAGUUCUCACGUUCUACACUUAUACUCGAGGACAUCCGAGACUUGAACCAGGACCACCGUUCACAAGAUUCCCUCUGCUCAAUUUUGUGUGGUUCCUCAUGCUUGCCAUAGAGAGAAAGUGCACCGUUUCCGUAUUUUCAUUACUCUGUGAAAAGUAUAGUCCACAGAUAAGACGGGACUCCACCUAUUUGGCAUAUUUGGACAAAAUUGGUCAGCUUUAUUUCGGUAUUAAACCGGCUUCCAGCGGUGGAAUGAAUAAUCUAUUUUCUAAUCUUCUCAAAAUGUUAAGUGGCGCUGAUGAAGGUGAUAUCGACUCAUCGUCAGAUGGACCUGACCCCAUACCAUCAACAUCGAACGAGUUGGAUGGGCCCUCAAGUGCCAUUGACAAUAUGUGCGUGGAUGAUGUCGAC